Messenger RNA from Plutella xylostella (diamondback moth), 1402 nucleotides. Its product is annotated as salivary endonuclease. Gene Ontology annotation, cellular component: nucleus; mitochondrial inner membrane. Gene Ontology annotation, biological process: apoptotic DNA fragmentation. Gene Ontology annotation, molecular function: nucleic acid binding; metal ion binding; RNA endonuclease activity. NCBI's taxonomy places the organism in Eukaryota, Metazoa, Arthropoda, Insecta, Lepidoptera, Plutellidae. The record is from RefSeq and is a predicted model, not a curated record.
UUAUUCAGUCAGUGAGCUCAAAAUCAUGAGGUGAUACAGUCGUGUUUUUAAUUGCUGCAUCUAGGUCAUUAUCACUGAAUGUGUUUUAGAGUCAGUGACUUUGAGAUAAUGGACGUUAUUUAAUUAUUUAUCUACAGUUUGUGGCGUCUUGUUUAUUAAAUAACAGUUUAAUAUUUCUUUGUUAAUAAUAAUUGUUUUUUAAAAUGAACGUGUUAUUUUCAUCCUUAUGGGUGAUAUUCUUGGUAAAUGACUCGUUAUCAUCCUGUAUAUGGAACGUGAACAAAGACCUGCCUGAAAAGGAUGCGCUAUUUAUCAAGAAAUUUGGCAGAAAGUACAAGCUGUACUAUCCCAAUUCCACUAACAUAGAACUGCAGUACCGUGAGGGCCUGAUCGCGUCGUGUCCCGGAUCCAAGAACUAUGUCAGUGGCUUCAGUGAUAAUGCAUCUUUUGUAAAGUUGUCCUGUGUAUCCGGCACUACAGUCAAAGUCGACAAGCAAUUUCAGAAGGAUAUUAAAGAUGUUUCGUGCACCAAAAACGCGGUAGCUGAUGUAGUCAACACAAACAACGUUGAUACUUCACCCGCGUCUAGAAUAUUGAGUGUCGGAUUUGAAACCGAGUUUGGGUGGCUGGAAUUGUACAAAGUUUCCUAUGAUUUCAACACCGUCACUCCGUUGUACUCUCAACACGUCAUCCACGGAAGCAGUUUGAAAGGAGCCUACACAGGGAACGCGAGCCGGCCAGGGUUCAGGACGAAUGCGGUGCCAUCCAACGUGUCAUGGUCGAAAAUCUUCACGAAAAACCACCAAAGGCAGGUCUUCGCUGGCAUACUCGGCGAAGCAAAAGCCGAUACUUACCUCAGCUCUACGUAUCUGUCGAGAGGUCACCUGGCACCAGACGCAGACUUCCACUAUAGAUCUUGGGAGAUAGCCUCGUAUUUCUACGCCAAUGUAGUGCCUCAAUGGCAGAGCAUAAACCAAGGCAAUUGGCUGAGGGUAGAAAACGCUGUUCGCCACAAAGCGAAGGAGCUGCAAGCAGAUCUGUUCGUUAUUACUGGAGCAGAAGGUGUCUCUUCCCUCGAAGGCAAUGAGUUGUACUUGGACGGAUCAAAUGUACCUGUACCAAAGUACAUGUUUAAAAUUGUCUGUACCAAAAGCGCGGAUUGCAUCUCGUUUGUCGUGAUCAAUAAUCCAUUUGAAAGUGAUCCGGUGGAUGUUUGUAGGAACGUGUGUAGCCGACAGAGAGAUACGUCUGGGUGGUAUUUGAGUUCGUAUGAUGAUGCGCAGAAGGGUCGGGUUAUUUGUUGUGAUGUUGGGGAGUUGAAGAAUGCCCCCGGGUUUAAGGAUAUCCUGCCAGAAAUCAGUGUAAACGGUAUAUUAAGAUAUUAAAGUGGUAUUAAACUGGA